CAGGUUUUUGGGUGUCGUCAGUGAUUCGGGUUAUUAGGAUAGCUAGCCCCACUUUAGUGUCACAUGACAACAAAAUGGAGUAUGACGGUGAAAUAGUGGUAUUCUGUUCAUUCGGUUCAGUUUAGAAAUUAAGCACUGCUGGAUAAAGUCAAGUGUAAAGAAUGGCCGGAAAUACUUUGACGGAGGCUGGAGCAUCCUAUUCCAAGGCGGUAGGAUUUGUGUACCUGUUUAACCUGAUUGUGGGUACAGGAGCACUUACAAUGCCUUUGGCGUUCCAAAAUGCAGGAUGGAUGUUAAGUCUGGUUGUCAUCAUUUUGCUUGCUGGAUUCAGCUACAUGACAGUUACUUUUGUACUGGAAACCAUGGCAACAGCCAAUGCAACACUUUUCUUACACAAAAAAGAAGACUUUGUGUACAGUAGACAACAGUCUAUUCAUGCUAACAUUGGAGAUUCCAUAGAUGCAAUAGCCAAUGCACACUCAGCAACUGUUCAAGAAGAUUUGGAUGAGAAAAGCCCUCUUUUAAAGAGUGAGGAAAGAGAUAAAACAACAAUUAAGAAUUAUCGGGAUGACAUGUUUGACAUCACAGAAAGGGUGGAGUUGGGAAAAAUGGCAGAAUUAUUUUUCAAUAAAGUGGGAGUUGUCUUAUUCUACCUGUGUAUGGUGCUAUACCUGUAUGGAGACCUGGCUAUUUAUGCUGUGGCUGUCCCAAAAUCACUCCGGGAUGUACUAUGCACAUUUAAACAUAGUGGCAACGGAAGCGUUGACUGUGAAAAUUUGACCUUGAGGAACUCUGACCCCUGUUGGGAGAGCUCGAGGCUGGACAGAGCGGACGUGUACAGAAUCAUGGUGGCCGUGUUUGCUGUGGCCCUUGGUCCCUUUACCUUCUUCAAUAUCCAGAAAACCAAGUACCUCCAGUUGUUUACUACAGUCACCAGAUGGUUAGCAUUUAUGAUCAUGAUUGUUUUAACUAUCAUAAGGCUGGCUAACAAUGGCGGCCAAGGACAUCCAACAGUGGCCAACUUCGAGGGAAUUCCCAAUCUGUUCGGAGUCUGUGUGUACUCCUUUAUGUGUCAUCAUUCACUGCCGUCCCUCGUGACGCCAAUCAAGAACAAGAGCAAACUCUUCAUAAUGGUUUUUGUUGACUUUGUUUUAAUUUUGUUGUUUUAUGCCCUUAUGUCUUUCACGGGAGCAUUCGCAUUUCACCAACCCAAGGACAUAUACACCUUGAGCUUUCUUCCAGAUCCAUGUGAUGUCAAACAACCAAUCACAAAUCUAGCAGUGUUGCAAUAUUACCUAGCUCUUUUCCCUGUUUUUACCCUAAGCACAAGUUUUCCAAUUAUCUCCAUUACACUCAGGAACAAUUUGAAAACCAUGUUUUAUCGAGAAGAGCGGCCAUUUUCUUGGUGGGUUGACAGGAUCGUCUUUCCCUUGGCUGCCAUCUUUCUUCCCAUCGUCAUUGCCUUGGCAACGGACGAGGUGGAGUUUCUUGUUGGAAUAACAGGGUCUUACGCUGGGGCAGGAAUCCAGUAUGUCAUUCCAGCUGCUCUUGUCUUGGUCUCACGGAGAUCUGUCAAAGCCGAUCCUUCCAUCUCCUCUUUAAACAACAGAUUUACCUCCCCUUUUAAGCACACAUUCUGGGUCAUUUUAGUUUUUGUAUGGUCUUUUCUGGCAAUAUCUUUUGUAACAGUAAAUCACAUUUUAACAAAUAAAUAGUAGUUAUUUUAUAUGAUGCAAAUUAGUUUGAGUACAAUUUUUUUUUUAGCAACAUUUGUCUUUUUUUGUCUUUAUAAAACUAUUCAUUAAUGUUUUUAUGCUCAGGUUUUUUCCCUUUCUCAUUUUUCUCAUGCAAUCCUUGAAGUCAGCAAUUAUUUUUACCACUGUUGUAUGAAAUUCUGUAAUCUGCAUGUACAUGUUUUUGUUAAGGUUUAUCGAUGAUCUAAAAUGGUUCCAACAUGUGCAAGGCUGUGAAUAAGCACAGAGAAAACACUAUUUCUUUGGGUUCUGGCUUUGUAACUGUUAUACAUGUACUAGAAAUAAAUCCCAAGCAAUUUUCAACGACAUCCAAUUUUUGAUUUGUUUAUACAAAAAAACAAAUUUGAUAUGUAUUUUUAUCCAAAGUUGUAUCUUACCAGGUAAAUUACCUCUCUGACUUACUGAAAUGAAACAAGCUGCAAUUUUUUGAUUUGGAAAUAUUUCAUUGUAAACGUUUAUUUUACAUUUUUAGACGAUUGAUAUUUCCUUGCAAUCGUACUUUAAAAUUUAAAAGAUACAGCUUGUUCUUAUUUCUUUUAUUCACUAAAUAGUGUACUAGGGUAUAAAACUGUGCAUUUUUAAUUUUCCAUUUUAACCAAACUUUUUGCUGUUGAUCUCAAAGCUAUAUAUACAUGUAGUUAUAUCAAACAUGUUCCAUUUUAUUGUAAACUAUGCUAAUUCUCCUAAACAUUGCUUAAAUAAUCAGAAUUGCUACAAAUUAUUCUUGAGAAUUAUAGAAAACAUGUACAUUUUUUUUUAAAAUCUUCCUUUUUUGAGUACCUUGAUGGAAACUGUAUUUGUAUAAAAGUUGAAUAGUUGAUCAAAUAUUUUAUUUUAUUUCAAGAAGGAAUAAGUAUUGAAGAGCAUGCAGGCAAACCUUGUUAAAAUUGAAUAUGAUUGAAUUAAAGGUAUUUGAUCUUUUAACAUUAAGAAAUAUUUUUUUCAUCAUACAUAUUUGUAUACAAGUUAACAUGUUGUAUUAACCAUGCAAUAAUUUGAACAAAUAUCCAAGCCAUUUGUAUAGUUUAACAGUGCCAAAUAUUUAUUUUGUUUAAACAGAAAAGAUAUGUUGUAUUUUAUAACUAUAAACUGUGUAAAUAUUUUGUUUAAAUUCAAUAGAAAAUAGAAGUUCUAUGGAAAAAUUUGUGUAGAUUCAUCUUGAAAUUAGAUAUGGUAAGUCAAAUACAGCACACAUUUUAUAAGUGCACAUAAAUUGCCAAAUUGUUCAUGUGAUUCAAUCUGAAUUUUUUUCAUUGAGCCACAGUUUUGCAGCUAUUGGCAUUAAUAAUUCUAGUAACAACAUAUCAGACCUUUAAUAAUGCUUUGAAAUUUUAAGUGUCAUAUUAUGGUUUCUUCUUUUAAUCUGUCAAAGUAAAGCAAAGUACCCUGUAUGAUUUGUUAAAUAAAUUAUUUAACUCCAUUGUA
Magallana angulata is the source of this 3179-nucleotide messenger RNA. Its product is annotated as transmembrane protein 104-like. The coding region runs from base 162 to 1715 and encodes 517 amino acids. NCBI's taxonomy places the organism in Eukaryota, Metazoa, Mollusca, Bivalvia, Ostreida, Ostreidae. The transcript is spliced from 11 exons. The record is from RefSeq and is a predicted model, not a curated record.